CCCCAGCUAAUGCAGGGGGAGGCCAGAAAGAGAAGUGGGAGCGGAGAGAUAUUACAGAGUUACCAAGGCAGGACAUCUUCGUCAAAGGAAGGAAAGAGAGGAGCAGGAAAGGAGGAAGAGAACAGGCUGAAACAGUUUUACCCAGAGCCAGUGGACAUGAAACGUAGAUGAAUAAGACGUACAUAUAUAACAGACUGAAAUAAUCGUCUCAGCCAGUGUGGAGGAUUCACUGGGGAUAGGAAAUUAUAUAACAAGAAAAGGACAUUUCUCUGCAGGAAGAAAGGUGGUCUGUGAGAGAACGGGCGACCAACUUUAUUACUCUAACCCAAACACUAGACUUUCAUACCUGAAAGCAUGAUGAACGGCAGGAUGAGUGUUUCCCGUAACGGUACCUUGGAGAAACCCGCGUCCCUGCAGACCUCCACGGACCGAGGAGAGCCCAACACACCUCACCCGCGCCUCCAUCACACCGGCUCCAUCUCCUCGAGUACUCCGGUAAACGUGUCCAGCUCAUGUGUGGUGGUUCCUCCUCCGUACUCGAUAGCAGGCAGUGCGGAGAACGAGUCUUCCCUGGAGCUGAGGGGCUCUCUGGACUGUUGGGCCUGCUCUGUUCUGGUCACAGCACAGAAUCUGAUCAUCACCGCGCUCAAUGCGGGUCUGGCGGCGCUGAUCUUCGGCCUCAUCCUCUUGCCUUCGCUCGUCAUGGUCGUGUUUGGCUUCCUCUGCCACUCAACGGUUCAGCACCACGGUACUUCAGUCUACUGUUCAGAUCUCUUGGACGAUGGAGGCUGUGUGGCUUUACUGGUGGUGGGGUUCCUGCUGCUGGCUCCGCUCCUGGUUCUGGCUCUGGCCGCUUACUGCAGGAUGGCACGCCAUCUCCAGCUGGGCCUGUGCUUCAUCCCCUACAGCCGUGCUGUCUACAAGAACCUGCCUGCAUCACAUCAUCGAGGCCUGGGGGGCUGCUGUGGCCAGCAGGGAGCAGGAGAGAGCGAGGGAAAGGGUAGCGUGUGGGUUUGAGCACUAAAGAGUGCCAAUAUGUCAAUAAAAGCAGUGCCAUGUUCUUACUAGUUUUGUUAAACAGAAUUUUUACAAUUGUGGAAUUAAUUCAUUGCCAGACUCUUUUUAGCCAUGCUUUUGCAGUGAUGUUUUUCAGUCCUUUUUAACUGGAUCAACCUAUAGAGCUAAGGGUAACACCAUUUCAUUUUUGACAGGAAUGAAAACAAGGCUGUGAGGGAUUGAAGUGCAUUGCGUUCAGUGGAUUUUUCAGCUGUCAAAACAUAUUUUCUAAAGAGACAAACGUUUUUAAAGUUGUGAAAAUGACAUGAUCUAUCUUUAUUGAGUCUGUGGCAUUGUAAAUAAGGCUUAGGAUGCAUGGGGUAACUUUUUUGAGCAGUGUUGCCAGGCAAUGUUGCUUGGUCACUUUCCCAUUGAGAACAGGCAACAUAAGUUUAUCUGGAUAUUUUAGAUCUGUCGUGGGCCCCGUGUCUCAUGCGUUCAACCGUUGACAGCAACAUUGCUCAUAUCAUCAGCCUAAGUCUAUCCCUCACAGCCUUGUUUUCAUGUGUUAAAUUCAAUAUGGCUCCUAGCCUAAAGUCUGUCAUAUGGUGAAAAAAGGUGGAACUAUUUUUAAAAAUCAAAUAAAGAUAUUUUUAUGCUGUUCCUUUGUAACAUGUUUUUAGUAUUUUAGUGAUUUUUUUGUACAUUUAACAUGAAGAAUAACGAUAAAGUAUUUGUAAAAAAAAAAAAAAAAAAUUAUUAUUGCUGUACAAACACCUUUUACAACUUAUAAAAUAAAUAAAACAUUUUCACCACAAAUGUAUGAAAUAUCAACAGCGAGUAGUUUAAUUUUUCAUACAUCAGUGAUAUCUGUCAGACACUAGGCUACAGGCAAAAACAUCCUUUAUAGCAGCUUUAAUUGGCAUUAACGUGAUUCAUUCAUUUAUUGAGUGCAAUUUAUUAAGAAGGUCUGCUAAGACAACUUCUGAUGAAAGGGGACAAAAUGUACCAGGGGUAAAAAAAAAAAAAAAAAAAGAUUUAUCCCAGUAAAAAAUAUAAAUGUAAGCAUUUUUUUUUUUUUUUUUUUUUUGUACAUUUACAUUUUUAUAGAUUUUUUUUUUUUAGAUCUUUAAAUGUUUAUUUAAUUUUUAUAGUCCCACUAAAACAUUUUUAAGUAGCCAGGCUAUAUCCAUGGAUUUAAAAUGCAUUUAAAAUUAUGAGACCAUUUAUUUGUCUUUUCCAAGUUUAUAUAUUUAAAUAAAAGAUUUAUAAAAUUACCCAUAUUUUACUAUUGAGGUAUGAAUAAAAAAUAAAAUUAUGGCUACACAUAAUUAUAGAAAAAAAUAAAAUAAAAGAGCCUUGAGAAAAAUGCUUCAGAUAAAGAUUUAAUGUUGAAUACGUUCACACUUACAUCAAAUAUAUUAUGAUCACAUGCCUCAUGAGUUAUGACGGUAAACAUUUAAAAGGAAUAUUUUGACCUCUCCUUUAAACAGUAAGAAAGAGUGAUUUCUUUUUAAAGUCUGUUGCGCUUUUUGACACUUGUGUUUUGCUGUAACUGGUUUCAUCAAACCCGAAGUUUCAGUAGCCUAAAGAAUCAAGUAAGCUUUCCUUUUAAAAGCGCAUCAUGAGGUUCAUUUCCGUUAAUCUCUAAUCAUGGGCCAUUGGUUUUUGGACCCCGACUAUUGCUACUUGUGGCCAUAAUUUAUUUUUAAUUAAAUAGCCUACUUGUAGGCCUAGAUAAUAGCCUACUAUAGCCUAGAUUACGUAUGAUUUAAUGUUGUUUGCUUUGGUGUUGCCACCCGAAAAAUAAUGUUCUAGUUCCGUCCCUGAAAUGUACUCAGCCACUCCUGAGGUCAGGAGCUUUUGUUGUGGCUUGCAGGAUUAGUUAUUUAAAGCCUCAGUCUGUGGAAAUUUCCCAUGGCGUUCCGCGCACGCUCUGUCAAAGCUUUAAUACGCAACCGAGGUAACGGAACAGAGGGGCAGAUAGAGCAUCAGUAGCCUAUCCGCCGGGAAUGCGUCCUGAUCACUGCCAUAAGACGACCUCUAUAGGGACCAGCACGAGCACACUCUCAUGGAGCCAGAGUUUCAAACGCAGCAGAUGCAACAGAUCACUGGAUAAGACACGCAGCGUUUCUUCGUUUCUCUACAGGUUUGAAACAAUCUUCUAGAUUGGGUAAGCCAUGGGUAAGAAAGUCUUGCAGUGUUUUCCUUGGUACAAACGCUGUAAAGACCUGGGUAAAAGCAGGCUGUGCCCUCCUCCGCCUGUGCCAUCUGUUGAGGUGCAACCUUGCUUCUCUCCGACAGUCUCCUGGGGUUACGACGGAGAGGAAAGCACCACACGCCCUGUCUAUUUUUCCCAUAAAGCACGAGUAGUUUAUCGCCACCAGAUGGAAGGAAAUAUUAUUGACGCCACCUGCUGACCUUUGGGCUUCUUUCCCAGAAUCCCUGGCCUUGUACCUGGCUGUAGAUGUCCAGCGUAGAGGAGCGUUGUAGGAGCCUACUAGACUGUUCCAUCAUUUGUAAUUAAACUAAAUAUUUAGUAUUUAGUAAAGAUGUCAGUGUUUUCACUGGUUCACUGGUCUUGUUCUUACUGUGUUGAAAUAUAAUAUAAUGUUUCAAGGGAGACAGAGUGUGCAGGCCACAUGGAAUGGAAAAACAGGAAGAGAGCUGGAUUUUUUAAAUACAAAUGUAAUGGUUAUGUGUUUUGUUGUGCAAAUCUGAUCCUGGAUGUAUGAUUGCCUGUUGUUUUUCAGAUGACAAACCACGGUUGGUUUUUUAGAGGUUUAUGAAUGCAUUUCAGGCAAAAGAAAACAUUUUGUACUUAUCACUGGAAUUUUGAUAUAAAAUGUAUGUACAUUUAGUAAUUAUCGUGAUAUCAUUUUUUUCUUAUUCUAUGAAUGUGUCAAAACAGUUUGAGUAUUGAAUAAAAUUUAGUUUAAAUAUAUAAACAUUUGUAUUUUUAAUCUUUGUCUCAUUUAAAUGUGAUGAAAUGAAACAGAAAAAAAAUAAAUACAUGAUAAUACAA
Messenger RNA from Carassius gibelio (silver crucian carp), 4021 nucleotides. RefSeq names its product transmembrane protein 88. Gene Ontology annotation, cellular component: plasma membrane. Gene Ontology annotation, molecular function: PDZ domain binding. The record is from RefSeq and is a predicted model, not a curated record. Bases 355 to 1017 code for a protein of 220 amino acids. NCBI's taxonomy places the organism in Eukaryota, Metazoa, Chordata, Actinopteri, Cypriniformes, Cyprinidae. The transcript has 5 exons.